CACGAUGCAGACCAUCGUGAUCUUUGCUGGUCUUGUGGCUGUGGCCCUCGCGGCCCUCACGCCCCCUACCGAAGAGUUCAAGACCGUUGACGCUGUUCGCGCCGAGCAACAGAAGAAGGUCAUUGAGCUCCUCCAGAAUGUUCAGCAAAUGAACAAGUCUUUCGACUACUACAAGAUCGGCUACUCCUACGACAUCGCAGCCAACAUUGAAAACUACACCAACAAGAAGGCUGUAGAGGAGUUCCUGCACAUCCACGACAACAGGAUCAACGUCCAGCAGAUGCCCUUCACCAUCUUCAACGACAGGAUGAGGGAGGAAGCCAUCGCCCUAUACCGCGUGUUCUACUACGCCAAGGACUUUGACACCUUCUACAAGACCGCCGCCUGGGCCCGCGUCUGGAUCAACGAGGGCAUGUUCGUGUACUCCUUCUCCAUCGCCGUGUUGACCCGCCCCGACACCGUCCUGAUGGUCCUGCCCACUCCCUACGAGAUCUACCCCUACCACUUCUUCAACGCUGACGUCGUCAACAAGGUCCGCCGCGCCAAGAUGCAGGAGGGCUUCAUCCAGACCGAGGUCGCUGAGAAAUACGGAAUCACCUACGAAAACAACGUUUACACCGUGCUGGCUAACUACUCCGGCUGGUCUCACUUCGACAACGAGGAGCAGAAGAUCGCCUACUUCACCGAGGACAUCGGUCUGAACUCCUUCUACUACUACUUCCACGCCGUCUUCCCCUUCUGGAUGAAGGACAACGAGACCACCAGCCCCUUCACCGAGCGUCGUGGCGAGGCUUUCUACUACUUCUACCAGCAACUCCUGGCCCGUUACUACAUGGAGCGUUUGACCAACGGUCUCGGCGAGAUCCCCGAGUUCUCCUGGAAGCUGCCCGUCAAGACCGGCUACACUCCCAACCUGGUCGCCCACACGCUGUACCCCUUCGUCACCAGGAACAACUACUACAACCUCCAGACCCCUGCCAACGCCCACGCUCUGCAGUACCUCGAGAGCUUCGAAGAGAACUUCAUGCACAUGCUUGAACAGGGAUACUUCAAGGGUGACAAGAAGGAAGUCAACCUGAAGAACUGGAAGUCCAUCAACUUCGUCGGCAACUACUGGGGCUUCAACGUGGACCUGUACAAGUCUGGCACCAAGAACUUCCAGAAGUACUACGAAGUGAUCGCCCGCGAGCUGCUCGGCGCCGCCCCUGAACCCACUGACGAAUACUACACCGCCCCCGUCGCCCUGGAGCAGUACACCACCGCCCUCCGCGACCCCGUGUUCUACCAGCUGUACAAGCACAUCCUGUACUACUUCCAGCAGUACAAGCAGUACCUGGACCCCUACACCAAGGAGACCCUCAGCUUCACCGGCGUGAAGGUCAACGACGUCAAGGUCGACCACCUCACCACCUUCUUCGACUACUUCAAGUCCGACGUCUCCAACCUGAUCCAGCGAAACCAAGCCGAGCACAAGGACGUCAAGGCCUGGUUCCACGCCAUCCAGCCCCGUCUUAACAACAAGCCCUUCAACGUCGAGAUCGAGGUCAAGUCUGAGGUCGCCACCGACGCCGUCGUCAGGAUCUUCCUGGGACCCAAAUACGACAGCAACGGCUACCCCAUCUCUCUGGAAGACAACUGGAUGAACUUCAUGACCCUGGACACCUUCAACUACAAGCUGACCCAAGGCAAGAACCAGAUUGUGCGCAACUCCGAGCACUUCCUGUCCUUCGCUGACGACGCUUACACCACCUACGACCUGCUGAACUUCCUGAAGGAGAACAAGGUGCCUACUGACAUGUCCGAGGCUUCCUUCUUCAUGCCCAGGAGGCUGAUGCUGCCCAAGGGUACCGAGAGCGGCUUCCCCUUCCAGAUCUACGUCAUCGUGAGCCCGCACGUGCCCACCACCGGUGCCUACAAGAACUUCCGCGGCUUCUUCUGGGACAACAAGCCCUUCGGCUUCCCCUUCGACCGCCCCGUCAACGAGCUCUACUUCUGGCAGUCCAACAUGUUCAUGAAGGACGUGAAGAUCUACCACGAGGGAGAGUCCAACGUGUACAAGUUCGCCGUGCCCCAGUACCACAGCAACUUCGUCACCAAGCACUAAGCGAAUGACGACCGAUAGUGAUAUGUGUAUGUAAAUAAUGUAUCUAUCGAUUUACCGAGCAAAUAUAUAAAUGUUAUAAUGUAAUAUUUAUUAAACAUCUUAAUAAGAAAAUAUAAACAAUAUAAUUAAAUAU
Messenger RNA from Plutella xylostella (diamondback moth), 2237 nucleotides. RefSeq names its product arylphorin subunit beta-like. The record is from RefSeq and is marked provisional. Lineage: Eukaryota; Metazoa; Arthropoda; Insecta; Lepidoptera; Plutellidae.